AGUUUUUUCGUUUCUUUUUUUAUUGCAAAAAACAAAAAUAAAACCAGCUGAAAAAUGAAAAUCAAGUCUCUCCAAACAUGUGGUGCCUAAUCCACUGAUUUAUCUCUCAGGCUCUCUCACACCUCUCUUUCUCUCCCUCAGGGAAAGGCGUACUCCCUGUUUCAAUUCUCUGAAGCCAGCAUCAUAAUUUUGGCAUUGCGAGUUGCCUUUAUUUGCUUAAAUCAUGGCUUCUUCUUCAAUGCUCAAUGGGGCGGAAAGCUUGACACUUAUUAGAAAAAUAGCUCCAAAAGGGUUAGGCUUUACAGGUUCAGAACUCAGUGGGAGGUGCUUUCCUAAGAUGACAGUGGUAUCCUAUGGUAAAAUUUCUAAAUCUAGAAAAACUCUAGGAGGAGUUAGAUGCAGCAGCAGCAGUCUUUCAUCAUCUAGACCAAGUUCUCAACCUAGGUUUAUACAGCACAAAAAAGAAGCAUUUUGGUUUUAUAGAUUUCUCUCUAUAGUAUAUGACCAUGUUAUAAACCCUGGGCAUUGGACUGAAGAUAUGAGAGAUGAUGCACUCGAACCCGCUGAUUUAUCCGAUAGGAAUAUGAUAGUUGUUGAUGUUGGAGGUGGAACUGGUUUUACUACUCUGGGUAUUGUAAAGCAUGUUGACGCCAAAAACGUUACUAUUCUUGAUCAGUCUCCUCACCAACUUGCCAAGGCAAAGGAGAAGGAGGCACUGAAGGAUUGCAAGAUUAUCGAAGGUGAUGCUGAGGAUCUUCCAUUUCGUACUGAUUAUGCUGAUAGAUAUGUAUCAGCUGGAAGUAUUGAGUACUGGCCAGACCCCCAACGUGGCAUCAAGGAAGCAUACAGAGUCUUGAAACUAGGUGGCAAAGCUUGUCUAAUUGGUCCUGUAUAUCCGACCUUUUGGUUGUCUCGCUUCUUUGCGGAUGUUUGGAUGCUGUUCCCAAAAGAAGAAGAAUACAUUGAGUGGUUCACGAAGGCCGGAUUUAAAAAUGUCCAACUCAAGAGGAUUGGACCAAAAUGGUACCGUGGUGUACGUCGACAUGGCCUUAUCAUGGGAUGCUCCGUAACUGGUGUGAAGCCUGCAUCUGGGGAUUCUCCUUUAAAGCAGCUUGGACCAAAAGAGGAAGAUGUGGAAAAGCCAGUUAACUCAUUUACCUUCUUUCUGCGUUUCAUUCUGGGAAUCACAGCAGCGGCAUACUAUGUGCUAGUUCCCAUUUACAUGUGGAUCAAAGAUCUGAUAUUUCCCAAGGGAAUGCCUAUAUGAUAGCCAACGUCUCUUACCCAACUUUAAGUGUGAUUAUCAAGUCUGUAACAACCUAUAUUUUCACUAUUCAUGAAUAAGCUAGCAUGUUUUUUUGCCGAUGAUGCAAACAUUCAGUUCAAGUACUUACUGCUGCUCGUUUGGUCUGGUAGCUCUUCAAAACAAUGCUAGAAGUAAUUGCAUAAUACGAGCAAAUAUUUACUGCGUUA
Molecule: messenger RNA, 1473 nt
Organism: Papaver somniferum (opium poppy)
Lineage: Eukaryota; Viridiplantae; Streptophyta; Magnoliopsida; Ranunculales; Papaveraceae
Product: 2-methyl-6-phytyl-1,4-hydroquinone methyltransferase, chloroplastic-like
Exons: 5
Coding region: 224-1267 (347 amino acids)
Biological process (GO): methylation
Molecular function (GO): 2-methyl-6-phytyl-1,4-benzoquinone methyltransferase activity
Source: RefSeq, a predicted model, not a curated record